Drosophila grimshawi is the source of this 1340-nucleotide messenger RNA. Its product is annotated as 1,5-anhydro-D-fructose reductase. The record is from RefSeq and is a predicted model, not a curated record. The transcript is spliced from 5 exons. Lineage: Eukaryota; Metazoa; Arthropoda; Insecta; Diptera; Drosophilidae. Gene Ontology annotation, molecular function: aldose reductase (NADPH) activity. Gene Ontology annotation, cellular component: cytosol. The coding region runs from base 48 to 1205 and encodes 385 amino acids.
UAUUGCUUGUGCAAAUUGUUUAGUUUUUAAUUGAAAACAUUUACGAAAUGAUACCAGCACGCUGUUUGACAACAUGUGAUGACGAAGAGGACAAUACACGGGUUGCCCUUAUAUUGGGCGAGAAGCCCGUAUGCGGCGUUAAGACGCUACUGAUGGCUCCAAAGAUCAAACUGAGCAGCGGAUACGAAAUGCCCGUGAUAGGAUUUGGAACAUAUAAAAUGCGAGGCUAUCAAUGUUUGACUGCGGUGCACUGUGCGGUGGAGACCGGAUUUAGACACUUCGACACGGCCUACUUUUAUGAAAACGAGAAGGAGGUGGGCGAGGCGAUUCGCACCCAAAUACAAAUGGGAAACGUUGCCAGGGAGAACAUCUUCCUCACUACCAAACUGUGGAACACACAUCACGAUCCGCGCGAUGUGCGACGCAUCUGCGAGAAGCAGCUGGAAGCUCUUGGCUUUGACUAUAUCGAUUUGUACCUAAUGCACUUUCCCGUGGGAUUUAAGCACAUGUGCGAUGAGAUUAUGAUACCAAUGGAGGCUGAUAAGGUCACCACAAAUGAAAUCGAUUACAUUGACACGUGGCGUGCUAUGGAGGAGCUUGUGCGGCUAGGCAUGGUGCGAAGUAUUGGUGUCUCUAACUUUAAUAUGGAGCAGGUGCAGCGCAUCAUACAGUGCAGCGCCUCAAAGCCUGUGGUUAAUCAAGUGGAAAUCUGGCCGGGAUUCAUGCAAAAGGAUCUAGUCGACUAUUGUCGCUACAAUGGCAUAGUGGUAAUUGCAUAUGCGCCGUUGGGGCAGCCAGAUCGCGAGGACCAUUCUCCAAUUUAUUUUUUUUCCGAGGGAAUGAGACGUCUAAUGAAGAAGCAUAAUCGCACUGCCGCACAAAUUGUGCUCCGCUAUCUGGUGGAUUAUGGUGUUGUGCCCAUACCUAAAUCCGGCAGUCCCUUGCAUAUUACUCAGAAUCUGAAUAUAUUUGACUUCCAGCUAAACGAUGCAGAUACUCGAGCUCUUCGGGGUAUCAAGGCCAAGGAGCGUUUAAUAAAAUACGACUCGGUUAAGGAUCACCCGUUCUAUCCUUUCGAGCGUGACGAGGAACAGCCGGAGCAAACUGAAGAGUUUGAGCAACAGCAAGAAAAGAGACAGACAAAGCUACUUCCAGCAGAGCCACAGGAGGAGGGGGCUGAGACUGUUGAUCAAGGCGAUGAGUAGGAGCAACAAUGCAACUAUAGUUAAACUCUAUUGUAAUCUCAAAGGUCUACAGAACAAUUGUUCCAAAUUAAAAAUGUGGGAUAAAUUUGUUGUGGGAUCGAUGAAUUUCUAAUUAAACAACUGUAUGUGUCUCUA